CCGCCUGGAGCCGGGAGCCAGUAGGCUGAACGCGGCUGGGAGCGCCUGAGAGCUUCGAGGUGGGGGCGGGCCCGGGGGCGGAGGCCCCUGGAGCGGUUGCCGCGGGGACCGGACGGUGACGCUGCGGGAGGGCGGAAGUGAGAAAGUUGCCGGGGUCCGGAGAAGAGUUCGCGGAGGUCUGCGCGCAGCGCGGCGAUGGGGGGCUCGGGCAGUCGCCUGUCCAAGGAGCUGCUGGCUGAGUACCAGGACUUGACGUUCCUGACCAAGCAGGAGAUUCUCCUAGCCCACAGGCGGUUUUGUGAGCUGCUUCCCCAGGAGCACCGAGGUGUGGAGGAGUCCCUGCAGGUGCGAGUGUCCUUGGAGCAGAUCCUCAGCCUUCCAGAGCUCAAGGCCAACCCCUUUAAGGAACGAAUCUGCAAGGUCUUCUCCACAUCACCAACCAGAGACAGCCUGAGCUUUGAGGACUUCUUAGACCUCCUCAGUGUGUUCAGUGACACAGCAACCCCAGACAUCAAGUCCCACUAUGCCUUCCGCAUCUUCGACUUUGAUGAUGAUGGAACCCUGAACAGAGAAGACUUGAGCCAGCUCGUGAACUGCCUCACGGGAGAGGGUGAGGAUACCCGGCUCAGUGCUUCUGAGAUGAAGCAGCUCAUCGACAAUAUCCUAGAAGAGUCUGACAUCGAUAGGGAUGGGACCAUCAAUCUCUCUGAGUUCCAGCACGUCAUCUCACGCUCACCAGACUUUGCCAGCUCCUUUAAAAUCGUCCUGUGACAGGAGGCACAGCAUGUCCCAGCAUCCUGUCGAAGAACCUUCCCACUGCUGAGCUGUGGCCAGGGUUUCACCCGUGUUGCCAGGGCCGGCCAAGCUGGCCCAGCCUGGAGCUGGCACUGUGCAGUCUUGCCCGGGGCAGGGGAGGGCCUUCCACCUCAGGGCCUCUCCCCUCAUUGCCAUUGUCAUCGCUCUGUGUUUCUACUAAUCAAUAAUAAAAGAUUCAGAAGUU
Phacochoerus africanus (Common warthog) is the source of this 1000-nucleotide messenger RNA. RefSeq names its product calcium and integrin binding 1 (gene CIB1). Gene Ontology annotation, molecular function: calcium ion binding. The coding region runs from base 196 to 771 and encodes 191 amino acids. The record is from RefSeq and is a predicted model, not a curated record. Lineage: Eukaryota; Metazoa; Chordata; Mammalia; Artiodactyla; Suidae. The transcript is spliced from 7 exons.